Arachis duranensis is the source of this 1970-nucleotide messenger RNA. Its product is annotated as nucleobase-ascorbate transporter 7. The coding region runs from base 125 to 1735 and encodes 536 amino acids. The record is from RefSeq and is a predicted model, not a curated record. Lineage: Eukaryota; Viridiplantae; Streptophyta; Magnoliopsida; Fabales; Fabaceae. Gene Ontology annotation, cellular component: plasmodesma; plasma membrane. Gene Ontology annotation, molecular function: transmembrane transporter activity. Gene Ontology annotation, biological process: transmembrane transport. The transcript is spliced from 14 exons.
CAAUUCUCGGCUAAAUAAAUAACUGAAAAAGGGUGAAAGGUGUGUGUGUCACACCCCUUCAGCUUCCUUAAUAAAAAUUUAGUUUUGUUUAUUGCCAUUUGAGUUGAUCAAGCUAAGAAGAAGAAUGGCAGAAGAAGGGGCUGCAGCUGCACCACCACCACCAAAACAACAACAGCCUCAGCCACCUCCCGUCAAAGAUCAACUCCCCAAUGUUUCUUACUGCUGCAAUAGUCCUCCACCAUGGCCGGAGGCUAUACUACUUGGUUUCCAACAUUACGUGGUGAUGCUUGGCACAACUGUUCUAAUACCUGCCUCUCUAGUUCCUCAAAUGGGAGGAGGAAAUGAAGAGAAAGCAAGAAUGAUUCAGACUCUCUUGUUUGUGGCUGGCAUAAACACUUAUAUCCAAACUCUAUUUGGGACUCGUCUCCCUGCAGUUAUAGGAGGAUCCUAUACCUUUGUGCCAACCACCAUUUCAAUCGUUCUGGCUACUCGCUACGACGCCAUUGCCGAUCCUAAGGAGAAAUUCGAGAGGAUAAUGCGCGGAACGCAGGGCGCUCUUAUUGUUGCUUCUACUCUCCAAAUUAUUGUUGGCUUCAGUGGACUUUGGCGCAACGUAGUGAGGUUUCUAAGCCCUCUCUCAGCUGUUCCUUUGGUUGCUCUCUCAGGCUUUGGACUUUAUGAGUUGGGUUUCCCUGAGGUUACAAAAUGUGUGGAGAUUGGACUGCCAGCAAUUCUCUUCCUACUAAUAUUUUCACAGUACAUUCCUCAUGUGAUAAAAGGAGAAAGGUGUAUUGUUGAUCGCUUUGCAGUUGUAUUCACGGUUGCAGUUGUGUGGGUUUAUGCUCUUAUUCUAACUGUCAGUGGAGCUUACAGAAAGGUAGCACUCACAACAAAAAAUUCUUGCAGAACUGAUCAUGCUGGAAUUAUAAGUGGUGCUCCUUGGAUUAGAGUCCCAUAUCCUUUUCAAUGGGGAGCUCCUACAUUUAAUGCUGGAGAAGCUUUUGCUAUGAUGGCUGCUUCACUUGUUGCCCUAGUAGAGUCAACAGGUGCUUUCAUUGCUGUUUCAAGGUAUGCAAGUGCAACUCCUAUCCCGCCGGCAGUUCUUAGCCGCGGUGUUGGCUGGCAGGGAGUGGGAAUUCUGUUAUCUGGGAUCUUUGGGACAGGGAAUGGAUCAUCAGUUUCCAUAGAGAACACUGGACUGUUAGCUUUGACUCGAGACGGUAGCCGAAGGGCUGUUCAGAUAUCAUCUGGAUACAUGAUCUUUUUCUCCAUAUUUGGAAAAUUUGGAGCUGUGUUUGCUUCAAUCCCAGCACCAAUAUUUCCUUCCUUAUAUUGCCUUUUCUUUGCUUAUGUUGGUUCUGCUGGCCUCAGCUUCCUUCAGUUUUGUAAUCUAAACAGUUUUAGAACCAAAUUCAUCUUGGGGUUCUCUAUUUUCAUGGGAUUCUCCGUACCACAAUACUUCCAUGAGUACACAGCAUUUAAGCUCCAUGGUCCUGUACACACUCAUGCUAGAUGGUUCAAUGACAUGAUCAAUGUGUCAAUGUCAUCAAAAGCAUUUGUUGGUGGUUCAUUGGCGCUGUUGUUAGAUGCCACGUUGCGCAAGAAAGACGGCCAAACCCGCAAAGACAGUGGCAUGCAGUGGUGGGACAGGUUCAUUUCAUUCCAGAAAGAUGCAAGGAGUGCUGCGUUUUACUCUCUGCCCUUCAAUCUGGACAAGUUUUUCCCUUCUAUGUGAUUUUUGGGCCAUCUUCUUACAACUUGUUACAAGACAUGAAUAUACACCCUCACAUUUGCCUUCUAACUUGGAUUCCAUUGUCAGUUUCUUCAUUUAACUACAAAUCAGUCAGCAAAAUGUAUACAUAAUUCACUUGGCACCUUUCAAAAGCUAAUAGCUAAUUCUCUUACGAAACUUUUGACAUUGGACCGUGUUAGCUCAAGAAACUUUGAUCUAAUGGUAAUAGAAUGAAAUC